CCGACUUGACAUCACUGGGUGUUUCCACGCACGAGAACACCGGCCGGUGCGUUCGCUCACCGCCCUUACCUGAGCUGCUGCAACACUGCUGUAAACACAGUACAAAUACGAACAUGAGCAGGUGCCUGGUCCUCCAGUCCGAGGUGCAGAGCUUCAUUGAGAGAUGCAUGCUGGCGGUGGGCACCAAGCGGAGCCAUGCCAUAAGCCUGGCCGAGGUCUUGGUGGAGGGUGACCGUAGGGGACACUACAGCCAUGGGCUCAACAGGAUGGACAUGUAUGUGAAGGACAUCCAGACAGGCAUCUGUGCCAAAGAUGGGGAGCCAGCAAUCGUAAAGGAGUCCGCGGCCACAGCGCUAGUCAAUGGCAACAACCUACUGGGGCCUGUGGUCGGCAACUUCUGCAUGGAUCUGGCCAUCAAGAAGGCCAGGGAUGUCGGCAUCGGCUGGGUGGUAGCCCAUGGCUCCAACCAUUUUGGCAUCGCAGCCUAUUACUCCAUGCAGGCGCUGAAAGAGAACAUGAUUGGUAUGAGCUACACCAACACCUCUCCACUAGUGGUCCCCACAAGAGCCAAAGAGUGUACGCUGGGUACCAACCCCAUCAGUGUGGCAGCACCGGCCAACAAUGGUGACAGCUUUGUGCUGGACAUGGCUACGUCCGCCGUUGCCCUGGGAAAGGUGGAGCUGCAUCACCGGAGUGGUGAAAUCAUCCCUGAGGGGUGGGGGUGCGACUCUCAGGGCAAGCUGAGUACUGACCCAGGCAAAGUGCUGAGUGGGGGUGGACUGGUGCCCAUUGGGGGCUGCGAAGCCACAGGUGGUCACAAGGGAUUUGGCCUGGGCCUGAUGGUGGAAGUCUUCUGUGGCAUGCUGGCAGGGUCCCAGUACAGCCGGCACAUCCGAACCUGGAAAGUCACUGACCGUGUGGCAGAUCUGGGUCAGUGUUUCGUGGCAGUAAACCCUGAAAAUUUUGCACCAGGAUUCAACGACAGGAUGUCUGAUCUGCUGACUCUGCACCGAUGCCUAGAGCCAGCUGAGCCUGACCACCCUGUGCUUGCCCCCGGAGACCCUGAGAGGCAGAAUAUUAAGAAAUGUACUGACCUGGGUGGAAUCCCCUAUCACGUGAACGUGGUCAACCACAUGAACGGCUUCGCUAAAACCAUUGGUGUAUACCCCCUAUUGCCCACCAACAGGCCACUCCCAGAAUAGAACUCCACCUCCCAGAAGCCUAAGCAAAUAAAGAACCUCAGCUGUCAUUGCAUACUUCACACAUGUUGCCCUGCAGAUAAUAGGCCAUCUCUCAUGUGUAGAGAAUUUAAGGCUGGAAAACUAUUACAUUUAGUACAGUACUAUUUUUUUGUACUUUGGGACAUGUGAGUUUUAAACAGCCAGUUAGCUCUCAAUGCUCACUCUUCAGCUGUUAAAUUUUAAAAUGGCACAUUAAAAAAAAAUAUUUUAGUGCUCUAAU
Molecule: messenger RNA, 1461 nt
Organism: Megalops cyprinoides (Indo-Pacific tarpon)
Lineage: Eukaryota; Metazoa; Chordata; Actinopteri; Elopiformes; Megalopidae
Exons: 11
Coding region: 114-1202 (362 amino acids)
Molecular function (GO): oxidoreductase activity
Source: RefSeq, a predicted model, not a curated record